UUCGGCGUUCACGCGGCUUCGUGUUCCGUCCGGAGCGGACGGUAGUUUUGACAGUUGAAACGCGCGAGUUUUCGCUUGCACCUUGCGGAAUCAUGAGCGAGGGGAGUAACAACAACAGCAAUAAAAACGUGCAGGAGCAGACGCGAUGCUUCAUCUGCGACGCCGACGUCCUGGGCCGCUACUACGCCCUGGCCACGUGCAGAACGCAGACCACGCGGACCAAAGUAAUCGAGAAACUCGGAGAAUUGGUCGGCGAGGGAUACAUGGUCGUGAUAUCCGAGGACGACGUGAUCUGCCGUAGCUGCGGCGUGCUCGUCAACACCCUCGACCGGCUGGAGACGGAGAUGCGCAACGCGCGGAACCACGUGCUGCGCUUCCUGGAGAGGAAGUAUUGCCUGAAGGACGGGGAGCUUCGCAACAACGACAAGCCGAGGUCCUGCCAGCCGCCGCAGAUCACGAGGUCCUGCGCGGCGAGGGAGGCCGCCGCCGCCGUCGCCGCCGUCGCUAAAUCGCCGAGCAAGAACGACAACUCGGAGGGUCACAAGAGGGCACCGCCGAAAUCGCCCUCCUGGCUGCAGUGCGACAAGUGCAAAUACACCACGCAUCUCAAUUCCUUCAUGAUUCACCACUUGAGGGAGCAUCUGAAGGAGAAGCAGGUCUGCGACAACUGCGGCCACGUCCUGAUGACGCAGCAGCGCAAGAAGCACAGUUGCAGCAAGGCGAGCGACUCGACCAACAAGGAGAAUAAGACAGACAAUUCUGGAGUUGUCAACAAAGCAAUACCUGUGGAGCAAACUCAACUAGUCUUGACUACUCAAACCACGCCGCCGCCAUUGAUAGCUCUGUCAAAUUGCGAUCAUCUGUAUGUCUCCAGCAUCUUACCAACGAGUGAUUCCACAUCUUCCCAAGAACCGAUGUACAUUCUGCCUGACGACUCGAAGAAAACGACGAGACUCGAGUCCAACUCGGGCUCAAAUCCCGCGCAAAAAACGGAAGCGAGCGGAGACAGCGGCGAGGAUAGAAAACAGUUUUUGAUUUUGAAGGAGGAUGGCAGUCUGGAAGUGGUGGACGCAGGCGCAGUAUUUCGAUUCGACGACGGCCUAGGAUUCGAGUAACUACUAGGAAGAGUUAAAGACGAAAGUAUUUUUUCGAUCGCUCUUACAGACUAUUCGUCAAUCAAGCUGAAUACAAUGUACAAGAGUUCAGUAUAAUUCUAAUGUAUGUGAACGUAAUUUUUGUCGUAGGCGUGUUUUUUUGCAUGUGACACUCGCUAUGACAUCCAUUGUAUUCAAAGUUAUUCAAAGUUGCAUAAAAAAAAAUAAGGUGCGUGGUGUUUUG
Messenger RNA from Wasmannia auropunctata (little fire ant), 1338 nucleotides. RefSeq lists its product as uncharacterized. NCBI's taxonomy places the organism in Eukaryota, Metazoa, Arthropoda, Insecta, Hymenoptera, Formicidae. Bases 93 to 1115 code for a protein of 340 amino acids. The transcript has 4 exons. The record is from RefSeq and is a predicted model, not a curated record.